Anopheles stephensi (Asian malaria mosquito) is the source of this 2045-nucleotide messenger RNA. RefSeq names its product retinaldehyde-binding protein 1-like. Bases 408 to 1379 code for a protein of 323 amino acids. The transcript has 2 exons. Lineage: Eukaryota; Metazoa; Arthropoda; Insecta; Diptera; Culicidae. The record is from RefSeq and is a predicted model, not a curated record. Gene Ontology annotation, cellular component: membrane. Gene Ontology annotation, molecular function: phosphatidylinositol bisphosphate binding.
CCGAACCCUCACUGCCCUGGUAGGUCUCGUCAUUGACAGCUCGCUUGAAAGGCUGGAGUAUGUGCUGCCGUUUGACGAGCACUGAGCGUCUGUGUGUUUCGGCUGUGUUGUCAGUCAGGCAGUCAAUUAAAUGUAUCUCCACACACACUGGAGCUGCUAGACGGUGAGAGGAUCACUGUUCAAAAAUCCGCUAGAUCACCCCCAACCAGUCAGCCAGUCAGUCAGUCAUGCGGCAGGGAACGAAAACUCAAAAAACAGAUAAAAAAAAGCUCCGUAAUCGUCCGCGAAUGAUGUUCCGGUGGUGGAGGGAGUUUGUGUGUUAUUAAACGGCAAUAGACCCCGACCGGCACCGGUGCUUCGGUUCUGAGCAGUGAGUGUUCAGUUGGGUAACGGACGCAGUCUCGAAAAUGGCACGCGCCCAAACGUUCUUCCCGUGCGUGGGUCAAUCCGGUGACGAACUGUCCGGCCGGCUGGAGCAGAUUGCCGCCUCGGAACUGCGCGAAGAUGACGGCCUAAGGGAACAAUCGCUGACCGCGAUGCGUGAGUGGAUCCGUCAAAAUGGACGACUGCGGCGCUGCCGUACGGACGAUCGGUUUCUGCUGCGGUUCUUGCGUGUGAAGAAGUUUUCCGUGCCAAGGGCUUGUGAAAUGCUGGAACGCUAUCUGACGAUGCGUCAGACGUAUCCGAAGUGGUUUGCAAAGCUUGAUCCGGAGGAUCCGGACAUGGUGGCCGUGCUGGACGCUUGCUGUAUGCUACCGAUCGGGCGUGAUUCGGCGAGUGGAAGGAUUGUGAUCUUCGGUGUGGUUCGGAACUUUGACGCACAGCGAUACAACUCCGACACCAUGAUCCGGUUGAAUAUGCUAGUGGCCGAAGCGUUGCUGGACGAGGAACCAAACCAGAUUGCCGGUUUUACGCACAUCUUCGAUAACGGUGGCAUGUCGAUGGCGCACGUCACGUGCUGGACACUGGACAAUCUGGCUGGGUACCUGCGAAGUGUCAUCAAUUGUGUUCCGGUUCGAUUGAAAGAGAACCACUUUGUCAGUGUUCCUACGUUCGCCGCUCAGAUCAGCAAAUACUGCCUGUCGUUUGCCAGUGAGAAGCUCCGGGCCCGCAUCCAUUGUCAUAGCACGGUGGAGGAGCUACGUGCAAAGGUUUCGCCUGAGCUACUGCCACUAGACUAUGGUGGUAAGGGUCCCUCACUUAAGGCGUUGAACGAACAGUUCCGCGAGUAUCUUCGUUUGAAGAGAUCAACCCUGCUCGAGCUGGACGAUAUGGAGAUUGAUAUGAAAGAUCCUCGAGAGGCAGCCGUACACGAGGACGUUGGUGAAGUUGUCGCGGAUGGCGCUGUGGGCAGCUUCCGAAAGCUCUCGAUCGAUUAGUUUUUCAGUUCCUCCUCAAACCACCCAAACUGGUGGAGGUGUUUUGUUGUGAUAAGCUAACACACAGACACACACACGUUGUCCCUCACGGGUGCUUCAUUGCAAAAAAGUUAUCUUAUCUCCGUAAAAGGUACGACGCCGUUGAUUGUUUCGAACAUUAGCACCGGACACAAAGGCAAACAUCCAUCUCGAAAUACGGAACCGUGAAGGAGAUUCGUACAUAUUGCUUACGUUGGCUCACAGAGGGGCUUUGGGGAGCUAGUUGAAAUUCUUGUUUAGUCACGCUAUUGCGAAUGACGUAGCAGCAUUUAGCAAUAAACAAAUGCCAAAUGACAGAUCAAAACGGAGCUGCCACACCGAAAUCUCAUUAAAACCUGUUAAAACCCCGCAUCGAUCAUAUGGUCCGAUAUUGCGCCUCGAACCUGACAUUGUAAGCUAGAAACUAGUUCUGUGCGAUUGUUUCGGCGCCAGUAUGGUGGGGUUCAAAGGGUAUUGAGGGGAGGAUGGUAGAGAGAGUCUGAUGCUGGUUUGUUGUGGUGAUGACGUCAAACAGGGUUGCGUGGAGGCACGUUAGAGUAUUAUACCCAGUAUUAUGUGUAAGCUGUAUGUGUAGGGUUGCAUGGGCUUUGGGGUUAAAUAAAUGCUGCAAACUAAUUUAGCAAACCU